CUAAUGCAUGCAUAACGUCCCCCGGGCGACGAGAGAGAGAGAGAGCGGGGGAGGACUCCCAACUACGGCCUUCUUCUACCUCACCAUCCACGCGAAAUCCCCGACCACCUCCUCCCACGGCGGCGGAGAAAGCCAAAACCCGAGCUCCCUGGAUCCGAGAUCUCUGACCCCAUCCCCGUUUUCGACCUCCAGAACCCUCGAAUCAGAGCCCUCCGCCGCCCUCUUCCGGCGAUGAUCCACUGGAAUCGCCUGCAUUCACGCCCCUGCGCGUGCCCUAGAGAUCGGGUCUCGCAUUGCCGAAUCUGAGGGAUUUGGUGUCGAGAUUUUGGCCGAUGGCGACGAGGAAUCGGACUCCGGUGUACCGGAAGUAUCGGGACGCCCUUCGGAGCGUUCGGAUGCCGGCGGUCUUUUCUCCUCCGGCUCAUGCCGGCCCUUCGUUGUCUUCGGCCGGUGGCCCGGUGAUCGAAUUGGUGAGUACUUCGCUUCUCCAUCCGGAUCGGGCUUAUACUCCUCUUAGCACGGAAGACCCCAGCAAUUCCAGUAAAGGCCCACUUACAGUUGGUUUGCCUCCAGCUUGGGUGGAUGUUUCUGAAGAAAUAUCAGCAAAUAUACAACGUGCUCGGACAAAAAUGUCGGAGUUAGUCAAGGCUCAUGCCAAGGCUUUAAUGCCUUCUUUUGGAGAUGGAAAAGAGGUGCAACAUGCAAUUGAAAUUCUUACUCAAGAGAUCACUGAUUUGUUGAAGAGAUCGGAGAAGAGAUUAAAGAAACUUUCUUCCAAUUCUACUUCUGAAGAUUCAAAUAUUCGGAAAAAUGUGCAGAGAUCACUUGCGACUGAUCUUCAGAACCUCUCAAUGGAGUUCCGUAAAAAGCAGUCUACUUAUUUGAAGCAUCUCAGACAGCAAAAGGAGGGUCAAGAUGGUUUGGAUUUGGAGAUGAAUCUUAAUGGAACUAGAUCUACAUCAGAAGAUGAUGACUUUGUUGCUGUGGGAUUUAAUGAUCAUAUGUCUCAACUGAAAAAAAGUGAGGCAUUCACAAGAGAGAGGGAGAGAGAGAUUGAACAGGUUGUGGAAUCAGUAAGUGAGCUUGCUCAGAUUAUGAAGGAUCUAUCUGUCCUAGUGAUAGAUCAGGGAACCAUCAUUGACCGGAUUGACUAUAAUAUUCAGAAUGUUGCAGCCACAGUGGAAGAGGGCUGUAAACAAUUGCAGAAGGCAGAGAGAACGCAGAGGACAGGGUUCAUGGUGAAGUGUGGUACCAUACUCAUCAUAAUGUGCUUCAUCAUGCUAGUCCUUCUGAUUCUUAAGGAGAUAUUAUUUUGACCCUGGAUGACAGUGAUGCCUGUCUAUAUGCGUCAUCUCCAAUGGAGUUGUCCACGUACCUUCCCCCAUUAAAAUUUUACUUGGUCAUAUUGAUGCAUUCACAUGACAACAUCAGAGCUAUCUUUUGAACCCUGGAGCCACUUUUGUACCAAGCAACACCCAUAUUGCAGGAAGCAGAGAGUGUUGGGCUCCAUGGAGGAAGUAGAGCAGGCUUUUGUGCAUCCUUCGACGUGUGGAUUCUUAAGUUCGCAGCGAUCUCCAUCAAAAUUGAAUUUUCUUUUUAAUCUGUUGUUUUUUGGGGGAAGAAAGAAAUACCGAACUCCUUCGGUAUCUCUUGAUUAUACUUUUUGUUUUGAAUAAAAGCAUCAUCUUGGCUAUGAAAAUUGUUUCUUUGUUUUCACUAUUUCUUCAGAGAUUUUUUUGUUUAAAAAAAAAAUAUUGUUGGAUA
Molecule: messenger RNA, 1764 nt
Organism: Phoenix dactylifera (date palm)
Lineage: Eukaryota; Viridiplantae; Streptophyta; Magnoliopsida; Arecales; Arecaceae
Product: tlg2p-like protein a
Biological process (GO): vesicle fusion; intracellular protein transport; vesicle-mediated transport
Cellular component (GO): SNARE complex; membrane; endomembrane system
Molecular function (GO): SNAP receptor activity; SNARE binding
Source: RefSeq, a predicted model, not a curated record